Messenger RNA from Aspergillus oryzae RIB40, 708 nucleotides. RefSeq lists its product as uncharacterized. The transcript has a single exon. The record is from RefSeq and is a predicted model, not a curated record. Bases 1 to 708 code for a protein of 235 amino acids. NCBI's taxonomy places the organism in Eukaryota, Fungi, Ascomycota, Eurotiomycetes, Eurotiales, Aspergillaceae.
AUGGAGAGCCUCGUAGAUAAAGAGAAUCGCCUGGUGGUUGCGCAGACUUUUGCUCUUGCUUCAGACGCUGCAACCAACUCGAAGGCGAAUCGAGCUCUCAUGCAGGGUCUUGUGGAUUCGUUCGCAGAGGACAGAGCUGAUCAGAAGAAGGAAAAGGACAAGAAGUCCAGGGAGCAGGUCGUCUUGAAGGCGCUGGCGUUUGAUGAGACCAAAACAAAUCAAGACAGCGGGGAGCCAGAAGCUUUCUGGCAGACGAUCUAUCGCAACUAUCUCGGGCAGCGUAUAAGGGGCACUGGUGAAUGGAUUUUUAGCGAUCACACAUAUGUUACAUGGGAGAAGGGACAGUCCAGUCGACCUAUCCUGGCUAUUGCGGGUGGUGAAGGAACUGGAAAGAGCGUCCUCACAUCCACUAUCAUCAAGCAUCUCAAUCAGAGGAAAACCACAAAGAGCUCCGACCGUAGGAUCACCACGGGUUAUUAUUUUCUGGAAGGGAAUUCUCGCGAUGAGCUAAGAAAUGCAACCAACCUUGAGACGGUUGCAAAGUCACUCGUUUGGCAGUUCAGUCAGUCUGAGAGGAUCUAUCUCAAGUCCGUCGCUCAAAUCUGUGAACACUACGGAGAGAUCGACCCGGCAGAGAUCUCAAAGCACCUGAUCCUUGGUAACAGGGAUCUGCGCCAACUUGAACAUCACUUUUUAUAUUGUCAUUGA